Protopolystoma xenopodis is the source of this 531-nucleotide messenger RNA. The record is from the annotation of a GenBank genome assembly. Lineage: Eukaryota; Metazoa; Platyhelminthes; Monogenea; Polystomatidea; Polystomatidae.
AUGUCACUUUUAACGAGCUUGGGUAACCCGAGUUCCUAUCAAAAAGCAGAGCUCAAGCCUGAGGAUCUUAUCACGGCUUGUAAUUUUAAUCAGGAGAUCCGACGACUAGAGGCAAGUGUCAAUACCCGAGCUACGACACUUCAGCAGAUGGGAGAAAUGAUCACUAGGCUUCAGCGCGAUCUUUUAUCUACCAAGCUUGAAUGUAAGCGACUGGUAUAUGAACUCUCCGAGUCGAACCGUACUUCUUCUAUGGCAAUAUCUGCUGCUAAUCGGCGUGCCUCCAUGGCUGAGGCCAGGGUGCGCGAUUUAGGCCGCAAGACUUGUCAGUUGCGCCGCGAACUCAAGGAGGCCGUAGCCGUUGCACUAGCAACAAAUAGAACUCAGGGUACCUCUUGGGCCUGCACCGAGUGGUCUCAAUUGCGAAAUAAAUAUUUAGAAGCUUCAUCUAGCUGUAGCCAAAUUUCUUCUUAUCGUGUUUGUGAUAGAGCCAGCUCUCCGAUCUUCGCUAAAAGGAAUCAGCCUGUUGUCUGA